Paramacrobiotus metropolitanus is the source of this 2076-nucleotide messenger RNA. RefSeq lists its product as uncharacterized. Lineage: Eukaryota; Metazoa; Tardigrada; Eutardigrada; Parachela; Macrobiotidae. The record is from RefSeq and is a predicted model, not a curated record. The coding region runs from base 125 to 1375 and encodes 416 amino acids. The transcript is spliced from 2 exons.
UCUUUAAUCGUUCGUCGCAUAUCCGGAAGGUCAUGCUUCACUUUUUCCUUUAAGCCGAUCUAAUAGAUCGCUGACGGAUAAAGUGAGAGCUCUACGACCACCCUCCGAGCUAUAACGCAGCGCGAUGGCUGCUAAGCGGCCGCUGCACCCUCAUGAUAACCUUUAUGAUUUUAGCCGCGGUCCCCGCAAAUGGCGCACCAGUUCCUGCUUGGCGCCAAUACCGGUGACCCAAAAAAAUUUACCCAUGAAGGCGGACAGAGUGUGGCCUUGCAGCCGGGCGAAGCUGGCGUUCAGUGGGCGGGCCUUUCUCUUGCGUAACCUUUCCCUGCUGCUGUGCUGUGCUUUGCCUGCCAAAAGUGAGCCCGGCGUCGUUGUUCCCCGCGCCGCCAUCAUACCGGACUUUUAUACGGGUAACGUCAGCGACACCGAUUUGAAUCUGCCCAUUAGCAUGAAAGGCGUCGGCGAUGUGCAGCAGCUGUACCAAAUAUACCGAAACCUGCACUCCAUAUGCAAGGACUGUGACCCCUCCCGGUUGCAGAGCUGGAUCUCCUCCUAUUACACCCCACAACUAACUGCCAGUCAGUCCCUUUCUUUUAUCGGCCAGUUCGCUCCUGGCCAGCUUAGUCUCUCGAACAGCAAAUCCCCCAAAGCCGCGUGGUAUCUCGGUCGCCGUAAACGCCAAGCCGGUGAGCACUCCGACAUAUACGAAACCGACGACGAGUCGUCCGAACUGACUGUCAAGCGCUCCACCUCUACCCGUUACCAGUCAUGUUUGCGCCGCCACAGCGCCGGCAAAGAGCCACCGGCAAGCGUCGUUCGGUUCUGCCAACUGGCCCAGCCCACGUCUUCGCGACUUCCCGUGGAGCGCUUCCAUCUCCACCCCUACCUAUCUAUACCGCCGACAGGGAGCCAUACCCUAUCGACAUCCCCCAAUAAGGCGCUCGUCGCCGUGCGUCUGGUGCGGCGGGGACAGAACCUAGAGGCAUCCCAAACGGGCGCCGCUCGAGUGCGCUCCCGCUCGGCCUCCGGACCCGUCUCAUGGUACCUGGGCAAACGCUCCGGAUCCGCUCCCGCACCUGUUUCCUGGUAUCUAGGGAAACGCUCCGCCCCCGGUCCUGUCUCCUGGUAUCUGGGCAAACGCUCCGGAUCCGCCCCCGCACCUGUUUCUUGGUAUCUAGGGAAACGCUCCGCCCCAGGACCUGUCUCAUGGUAUUUGGGCAAACGCUCCCUCACCCCUACCUCCAAUAAUGCACUGUUGCUCGUUGACCUUAUGCCCAUGAGUGUUUCGGACGCACUGAACGAAGCCGAAUCGAUGUUGCAGUCGUCGUGGAUGAAUAAAAGGUCCGCCACCUGGUACCUCGGACGCAGGAGGUAGCAUGGGUAUUCCAUGCACUGGGCCAUUUGCCUUGAAACCGGCACCAUGACCAUUUGGUUCUCAAUACUUCAGCUGACUGCUGCGUUUACUGCUCAUGCCGAUUCCCAGGUUUUCACAUCCCAAAGGUCAACACUAGUUUACCUAGCUACCGUACCCGCAGUCGUUCUUUCACUGCAACCCGUUAAUCUGAAACAGCAUUCACUUAUUCCUACAUAAGCGCUUGUGCACCAAACAAGGCUCACAAUCAGCUGACAAUACUCGCGGACCGGAUGCGAUUAAUCCCAUUUAUAAUGCGCACUCUCGACACCCUUUACCCAGGUUGUGGGGAUACCGUAAAUCGGUAAUUUAUAGAAAUAAGUGUUGAAAUUUUCACGAAGUAGUUUUUGCUUAGUAGCACUCUUAAAGCCGGUUCCCCUGUCCUAUGGAAACGCAUGCAGUUUUCGCACAAUAACUAUAAGGAUGACAAAAUUAAUAAUAUUGCUAUUCCUGCCUUACUUAUAUUUGAUAAACAGAUAACUACCUGCUGUGUGCAUAUGAACCCCGCUGCCUUUGAUCUCUCCUCAGUGAGUAAAAUUUAAGUACUGAAGCGCACAGUUAACUAACCGAAUGCACUCGUUGUUGUAAAGUACAGCGAUGGUCAAAUUAGCACAUCCCUUGCAAAAAUGUCACCUUCACGGUCAAACCGAUUGUCCCCGUCUCAU